AUGAAAGAUCGUGUCAAGAGAGGUGUUUCAACAAUGCAAGAAGCACUGGCGCUUCUUGCAGAGCUUGAGAGGGCUACUGGCCAUCGUACUGAAUAUUUCUCGCAGCAGUGGGCACGUCAGAAGGCCUGUCAACGAGAAAAUAUGGGUAAUACAAACAUAGAACACCUCGAGGCUCGUUUAAAGCGCCUGAUUGACCUUGAGGAGAGCUUCCGAGAAGGUCGGGAACGAUUAGAACAACUACGUCGGCGGCGAAGAACAUUGAGGACCCGAGUUUCGAGCUACACUACCUUAACCAAAAACCUGUAUGAAGCGAAGGUCGGUGUAAUCGAACAUCAGAAGCGAUGGAGUAACGCGGAUCAGGGAGCUUCUGCUCAACAGCGAUUCAAGUCUGUCAUGAACACACGAGUGGCUGCUCUCAAAAGUAAAUGGGCAACAUAUAAAGAAAAAGAGGUACACGCAAUGCCCAUCAGCGAUGUUUUCUGGAAUAGUGGUCAUUGGACUCACCCUGGAGAGGCGUGGGCAGUAGACAAUGCAACACAGAGAGGAAUAGAAGCUUAUCGUACUGUACGUAGCUGUGAAGAAGAGUUGAGAAGGGUUGCCCGAGAGGUGCGGAAUGUGGUGCUCCACUCUCUUGAAAUGGAGGCCAAGAUGGAUGAACUGGAAGCUUUGAGCAUCAUACGUAUGUACAUUUUCCACGGUCUAACUUAUGAAGCUGGUUUCCCAAAUGGAACUCGGCCAAUUGAGCUAGUUCAUGUGGGUGGUAUGCUCUCAAAAGAAGCUUGGGACGAGAGCCAGGAGGUGCUUAAAUCGGUGCACAACUCGCUAUCUUGUACAUAUUGCCGUCAAUGGAUGGUUUGGGAUGACGAGAUUCCGUUGUUACUUGAACAGACUCAGGCCUAUUGCGAUAAUCCAGCAGAGACAAAUGCUGCUCUCGUGCUACGCUGGAAAGGUUUGAUGGCUCGGAACCGCGAGAAAUGGGUGCUUAUGAUCAACGGAAAUCCAAUGUUUGCUGAAGGUCUUGAUGAGGAAGACUUCGAAGAGCACCGCCUGAAUAGGGACGAUGCUGGUGAUGAGAACUUAAUGGACCCGAACUUUAUGCCGCUGGAUAGGGUUUUAUUUCAGUAG
This is a messenger RNA of Melampsora larici-populina 98AG31, 1125 nucleotides long. RefSeq lists its product as uncharacterized. The transcript has 7 exons. Bases 1 to 1125 code for a protein of 374 amino acids. NCBI's taxonomy places the organism in Eukaryota, Fungi, Basidiomycota, Pucciniomycetes, Pucciniales, Melampsoraceae. The record is from RefSeq and is a predicted model, not a curated record.